Molecule: messenger RNA, 1248 nt
Organism: Cyanidioschyzon merolae strain 10D
Lineage: Eukaryota; Rhodophyta; Bangiophyceae; Cyanidiales; Cyanidiaceae
Product: probable gamma hydroxybutyrate dehydrogenase
Exons: 1
Coding region: 1-1248 (415 amino acids)
Molecular function (GO): oxidoreductase activity, acting on the CH-OH group of donors, NAD or NADP as acceptor; NADP binding; NAD binding
Source: RefSeq, a predicted model, not a curated record
AUGCCGCGCAUGUGCAGCGAGUCGGGGGCAUUGUUUCGCGCACCAACGGCUUUCGCGACGCCGUGUGCUCUGAAUAGUGUUCAGCGCCCAAGUAGACAGCUUCGCUCGAAGGUAACUGACGACUCCAACUGGCCUCCUCAGAAGGCUUGGGUAUCGGCGCACCGCUUGCCACGGUUCUCGUGGCGCAGGCGUUUCGAGCGACCCUUGGCAGGAACACAGAGUCCGCGUACACUCCAUAAUUCACUUGAAUUGACAGCCUGCAUGCACGGUGAGGCAUCAGCGCCCGAUCGGAAAGGUGCAACGAUGUCAGCGGUGGGUUUCAUCGGCCUGGGCAUCAUGGGAAGCGGUAUGGCGCGCAACCUGUUUCGGGCCGGUCACAGUCUCUACGUCUGGAAUAGGACGCGGAGUGCGGCGGAAGCGUUUGCGAAAGAGCUUGUAAACGAGCAGUGCGGGGAAAGCAAGGGAUAUUCUUCUGGAAAUGCGCAGGUGCACGUGGCGGACUCACCGAGAUCCGUUGCAGGUGCCUGCAACGUGAUAUACUCGAUGCUGUCUACGCCGGAAGCCGCGCUUUCCGUUCAUCUCGACGCUGAACGAGGGACGGUGCAGGAGCUCGGCCCCCAGAAGAUGCUGAUAGAAUGUUCAACGCUAGAUGUGAGUACCAUGGAACGACUGAGCGAGGCGGUGCAUCAACGAGGGGCACUCUUUUUGGAGGCGCCUGUUAGCGGCUCCAAAGUGCCAGCACAAACUGGAACCCUUAUCUUUCUAUGCAGCGGUGACCGGGCAGCCUACGAUCGCGUUGCAUCCAGCGGUCUCGAUGUCAUGGGCAAAGCUUCCUUCUUCCUCGGUGAGCGGUGCGGAGUGGGCACCAAGAUGAAAAUUGUGGUGAAUAUGAUCAUGGGUUCGAUGAUGGUGGCACUCGCUGAGGGUGCUAGCCUCGCCGAGUCGUGCGGGCUCUCGACGGAGACCCUGAACGAGAUCCUCGGACUUGGUGCCAUGAACAGCCCGCUCUUUAGCAUGAAGCUGCCAAACAUGAUUUCCAGCCAAUACGAAGCGCAUUUCCCUCUGAAGCACCAACAGAAAGACCUCCGAUUUGCGAUUUCCCUCGGUGACGAAAUGGAGCAGUGGCUGCCGCUCUCAGCCAUUGCGAACGAAGUCUUCAAAGCGGCACAAGCGAGUGGCUUUGGAGAUUACGAUUUCUCCGCGGUUGUCGAGGCUUUGCGGAACAAGAAACGACGCCCAUCAAACUGA